UCUCGCGUGUACUUUCGAGAGUUCAUUACAUCAUGGAUGCUUACAAGGUUGAAACCUGACGGACCAUUUAAACAGACCACAAAGAUUUGUUGGACGCAAUCUGUAACUGUGUCAAUGGUUGCCGGAGAGUAGAAAUGUCUGGAGUAGUACGUAGAAUGGAAGAAGUCGAUCAGAGGGGGCAGGGGGAUAUUGGGGGGAGUGCUAGGAACAUGGGAAAUGGAGGACACAACCAGCGCUCACAUUUACAGUUUUUUGGUCAAGCCAAGAAACAGAUCAAUGACAUCUUCAAAGAGAUUGGAGAAUAUGUUCAAGAGACAGACAAGUUUGUUGAUGAGAUUAGAACCAGCUCUCAAGAGAUCCUGCCAGCAGAUGUUAGUGCAAAGGUCAAGGGCUAUAAGGAGAAAGUUCAGGGCAUCCGAGAAGUUAUACAGAGGAAACACAUGAAAGUUGCAUUUUUUGGAAGAACUUCCAAUGGAAAGAGCACCGUCAUCAACGCCAUGUUGCGAGACAAGAUUAUGCCGAGUGGGAUUGGCCACACCACUCACUGCUUCAUCCAGGUGGAAGGGUCUGACUCCACAGAAGCCUGUCUUCUCACUGAGGAGUCCGACCAACCCAAGAACCUCGGGUCAAUCAAACAGUUGGCCCACAAUCUGAGUGAUCAGAGACUCAAGUCUAACUCUCUUAUUCGGAUCAUGUGGCCCAAGGAUAAGUGUCGCCUAUUGAGAGAGGAUGUGGUGUUUGUAGACAGCCCUGGCAUCGACGUUGACCCUGACCUUGACUCCUGGAUCGACCAGUUCUGUCUGGAUGCAGAUGUGUUUGUGCUGGUGGCCAAUGCAGAGUCCACCCUGAUGCAGACAGAGAAGAACUUCUUCCACAAAGUGAGCUCUCGCCUUUCGAAACCCAACAUCUUUGUACUCCAAAACCGCUGGGAUGUGUCCGCUAUGGAGGAGGAUGUGGAAGAUGUGAGGAAGCAGCACAUGGAGAGGAACAUUGAGUUCUUUGUGGACGAGCUGAAGGUGGUUGACAAGAAGACAGCCGAGGACCGAGUGUUCUUUGUGUCAGCUCGUGAGGCACUGGUUUCCAGGCUGCACCAGGACAAAGGAACGCCUACCCCCAGUGGUGUAUUGCAGGAUGGGUUUCAAAUACGACUUUUCGAAUUUGCGAAUUUUGAAAACCAAUUUGAGCAAUGCAUCUCCAAGUCUGCUGUGAAGACCAAGUUUGAGCAGCACACUGAGAGGGGCAAGUCCAUCACAUCCGAUGUCAGGGGAAUCAUGGAGCAAGCCUUCAACACAAGUCUGCAGCUGAACGACAGGAAGCGAGGGGAUGAGCUGGACUUCCUGGUGAAGCAGCUGACCUUGCUGACCAACGAGGUGAAGGAUAAGAUCAAGGCUAUGGUGGAAGAGGUGGAGAGGAAGGUGGGCACAGCACUGAGUGAGGAGAUCCGCCGCCUGUCCCUCCUGGUGGAGGAAUAUGACCACCCCUUCCAUGCUGACAACGUCACUCUCAAACAUUACAAGAAGGAGUUGCAUGCACAUGUAGAGGAAGGGUUGGGACGUAACCUGCAGGCACGCUGCUCGGCGGCUUUGUUGCAAGGCGUGGAAACUACUGAAACGGAUAUGACAGACCGAUUGUCAUCAAUUCUCCCAGAAGAGACAAGGCAAGUGCUGUAUAAUCUCAUUCCAAAGAGGGAUUUUGAGAUUGCUUACAGACUUGACUGUCGGAACCUAUGUGCGGACUUUAAAGAGGACAUUGAGUUCAAGUUUUCCCUCGGCCCCACCAGCCUUAUUCAAAGGCUUCUGGGAGGCAAAAGUGCGAGGUCAGCUUUAAUGGGGACUGCUGGAAGUUUGGGUCGGACAUCCAAUUCCAGCGAAGCUGACCGAUCGCAGCAAGAUGAGAUGCUGGCGUCCUUACUCACUACAUUUGUGUCGUUGUCAUCGCGGACAACAUUGGGAGCUGUUGCAGUAGCAGGAGUGUUGACGAAGGCUGCUGGGUGGCGUGUGAUAGCCGUGUCUGCAGCACUGUACGGCCUGCUAUACCUGUACGAGAGACUCACCUGGACGAGCAAGGCCAAGGAGAGGGCUUUCAAGCAGCAGUAUGUGGAGUAUGCCAGCAGCAAACUGAAACUCAUUGUGGAUCUCACCAGCUCCAACUGUAGCCACCAGGUUCAGCAGGAGCUGUCCUCUACCUUUGCGCGACUGUGUCACCAGGCAGACAGCACCAAGCACCAGCUGCAGGAGGACCUCAAGCAGCUGGAUGUCACCAUCUCACAGCUGAAGGACAUCUCUGGAAAGUCCAAAUCCCUAAGGAACAAGGCUGACUGGUUGGACGGAGAACUGAACACAUUUGUUGAAAAUUACUUGAAGCAGUCUAGUGUAUGAUAAGAAGGAAUCUAACCAGCGGAACCCUGACAGUGAAGAUACUAAUGCCCAGCUCUUUAAGACCAGCCUAGUGUGUCUGGGUAACUCUCUGAACCUUGGACAGUACAACUGAGCAUGUGGUGAACUCAUGGUGCGAAUACAGCUCCGAAGGUUGUAUAGUUCGCUGAGACUUUUCAGCCAUUGGAAGCUGAUCACUGGAAAGCUGAUUGUUUUCUCUGAGCCUCUUACAACCCCAGAAUCUUGUACACUUAACAUUUAUACAUCUGGUACAAAUACAAGCUGCUGAAACAGACAUAUGUACAAUCCUAAGUCUUGUACUCGUACAAGUAAAGGCUACUGCUCUGUGUCUGUUAUCUACACAGGAGGACAUUCAGGCUGCAGGUGGUGUACCUGUAGUGAUAAGGACAAACAGGACAAUGGUUAGCUGUAUUCAAAAAAGAAUUCAGGAUGAUGAUAAACACAAGUUACACAUAGAUGGGGAAGGAGAGAAACAUAAAUACAUGUGGAAGUAGUCCGAACUAAUUAUAUAUCAGCAUAUUCUAAGAUAAGCAUAAAUUCAAACUUUGCAAUUGUUUCUGAUGAGUGACAUUAGGACCUUCUUCAUCUUGACAUUAUUAUCUAGAUAUUCAGAUUUUCUAUUGAACCAUUCUUCAUUGCAGGUGAUGUACUUAUGGUAACAGGGUUAAGUUGUCCUUUACAUAACUGUUCUUGAUUGCUGGACUAAAAUGUUAUGAAGUUUCAAGUAGAUUUUGACCACUGUAAAUGAAUAUAUGUUUGCAGAUGAUGAAGGCAGACCAAUAAUAAUGUGUCACAGACAGAAUCUCUCUUGUUCUCUUCAUUUUAGUUAUGAUCCGAUGUUAAUGUCGACCCUUGGAUGCUAUUCUACACAUCGGUUAAUGAGACAUCCAAGGAGCUCUUCAAGAACUAUCGUUUCUGAAUAGUUACAAGUGCCUCGCCUUCAUCAGUAACUUGCGCAGUGAUAGAUUUAGGAUUUCGGACAAAGUGGCUUUGGCAAGCAGAUUGGGAACAUAAUUGUUAUUUUAUUCAUAUUUGAAUUGUUUUGGGGUCUCAUUUUGCUUAUUUUCAGGGGUCUUUUAAUUUGAUUUCAUUACAGUAAUAUAAAAUUUAGUCUCUUCCUUCAUUUGUUUCUGUUAUCAGUGGAAUAAAUUGAAUACAUGAAAUAGAAAUUUAUUAAUUCCAGUGUGUUAACUUUUACUGACAAUUGCAGCAGACUAUGGGAUAAAUAUUGAUCUGGGAGCAGAUGUAGAUAAAAUGCUUUCUUGCAUGAUAAUUUGAGGUCGUCCGAGAAGGCUUCCUGAAGCUAUUGCUGAGAUAUGUGCAUCAGGACAGGGGGAAUGUCGUGCUGUGACAGUUGAUGUUGUUAAUACUAUGGGAGUUUGGUUGGAGGCUAUGUUAGGUUCGCAUCAUGCAGCUGGGAAAAGAUCUUGAUACUGAUAUGGACACAGGAGAUACUGUUGAAUGUUUUUAGGAGGGAAGGGUGUAAGAGCGUGUGUGACAAAACAGUUUGUAACAAAUAUGCUGGUCCUCUGGCAGAUGACAGGUAAAAAUUAUCAGGACCAGUACUUCAUGAAUUGUUGUGGUCUGACUUGCCAGAGAUGACCCAAAUGAUUAGAAGCAGUUGAAUGUUAAAUGCCAGGCCAUAUGUUUUGUUACCUAAGGUUAUUAUGUGUGAUAAGCAAUCAUUAAGAGGAAUGAUAAUUAUUUAAGACUGAUGUUUUUAGUUGCCUAACAAAUAUUCUAAGAGACAAGAGUCAGUGUCUGUGGAACUGUCCUGAUGCCAGUCAGAGAAACACAUAUUUACCAGUACUGAAUGCUGCAAGACUUUUGAAUUGAAUUACUCUUGAAUAUCUUGAAUAUACGGCUUUAAUCUGUAGUUAAUAUACUGUGUAGCUUUAUAACGAUACUGACACCUUCAUGGAGAUUAUAUGCAGACUUAUUGUGUAAUAAUAUGAUGUAUCCUAAUGUUUUUGUUUAUCAUAAUGCAUUGAGCAUAUUAGCCUGAGACAUAUUGUGAGCAGUCUUGAACUAUCUAAACUACGGUUAUUUCAACCUAUGUAAUAAGAAAGUUUGUAGAGAGCAAUUUGGGCCUACCAUGAACUUACAUACUUCACAUAUCAGAAACUUGUCCAAAACUGGGUUUACAGACAGAAUGACCAUGAACAUCGGAUAAGAUGAUUUGCCUAAAAGCUGCAAUAGAUUUUCCUUUGACAAAAUCCUACUACCUUUUGUGAAUUCAUGAAAGUAAUUUCCAGUUUCAGCAAGACUUGAGUUUUCAGUCAGAAAGACAGUUUGUUUGUGUUACCUGUGUCAGGUUGAAAUAUUCCAUGCCUGAUUUCUGUCUGAGGUUGUCAGAGAUCAAGAAAAGCAAGGUGUAUAACCUGUAUGUCAGCUAAGGUUCAGUUAAUGAUUGUAACUUGCUUCAAAGUUUCAUUGUAAAGGUGUCAUGGUACACUAAUCUCAAUAUUUUGUUGAACAACAACAGCAUAAUAUGAUCAAUGUUUUUUGUCAUUUAUAUGCAGGAUGUUUUACUGUUUACAAAUGAAAUGAUAUCAGUAAUUUUAUAUUUUGUUACAGAGAGUAAUAUUAUUAAAUCUGCCAUGAUGAAAUUAGGUGGAUUUCUUCAUCUCAUGAAAUUCAUUUUGUAGAUUCACAUUGUAUUAAAACUGCCUUACCCCUUUGUUAGAUAAAAUUUGUGGAUUUGAGUUGUGAAUAUAUUUAUUGUUAUUUUAUGUUGUAAAUAUUACAGAAUUGUUUGCUUUGUUGUUGCAUGAAGUGCUGUUAGUUCAUUUGUUGAGAAGAUAUUUGAGUCAUGAUCAAGAACACUGCAAUUUAAAGCCUACCAGUAUAUUCAAAGUUUUGUAAAAACACUAAGAAUGGAGAAUGAAAGCUGUCGAGAAUGGUAUUUAGUAGUUUGUGAUAGUGAUAAGUUCCUUCAAGCUUGAUUCCAUGGUGCUGUUUUCUUUAUGGAUACUGCAUAGCUAGAAGAGAAGGAUAUACUGCCAGGAAGCAUGCGUACUUGUACACCAGCUGACAUAGCUGACAGUCAGUAGCAUGUAGUGGUUCCUUGGAGUGGCUGGUUCUGUGGUGGCUGAGGUCUCUGGAGAUGGUGCUGACUUGCCUAGUCUUUCUUAGCCGUUUUGUUUUGCAAGCCUGCUUAUGCUUAGAUUUGUUUGAUUCCCCCCACAUGGGUACAAUGUGGGAAGCCCAUUUCUGGUGAAUAUUGCAAAAAGGGCCAUAAAACUAAACUCAUUCAAUAUGCUUAGAUUUCCAGCAAUGUACUCAAAUUUGUCAGCCAAGUAGUAGCUUAACUCUACAAGCUUCUGUGAUUGGAUGUUUACCAGACUUCAUGACACCUUUGGCCAUGUAGAAUCCUUGACAUCCUUGGUUUGUUUUUGUAUUAUGUUUGCAAUAUUUGUUUUCAUUGACAUGAAUAACAGAGGAUAAACACAUAUUGAUUUCUAGUUUGGAAAAGUAAUUUGUUAGCUCUUAAAUUAAUGAUACAGAAUGGUAUGUAAGGAUUUGAGAAGAAAUGGAGCAGUGGAUUCAGAGGACUUUGAUGAAGCUAGGCAGCAUAUUAAAUAUUUCAUUCUGUUAAUUGUACCAGUGUAUAAAUGCUCUAAGGAUAUUUGUACAACGUAUGAAUUACUGGGAAAUUUGUGUCUGUAUAAGUCCAUCUUACGAUGUAAAUAUAUAGGCAGGUCUUUCUUGUAACCUUGAUGGCAACCAGAUAUGUGAAACAAAAGAAUUGCGCCUGAUCCAUAUGCCGGCUCCGGGGUAUUAAGAAAUGUGAGCAUGUUUACCUUUCCUCAAAUGAUAUGCAGAAAUGAAUUGUAAAAAUGUCCACUCAAAAUAAAUUGAUAUAUCAA
Messenger RNA from Haliotis rubra (blacklip abalone), 6265 nucleotides. RefSeq names its product mitofusin-2-like. NCBI's taxonomy places the organism in Eukaryota, Metazoa, Mollusca, Gastropoda, Lepetellida, Haliotidae. Bases 135 to 2378 code for a protein of 747 amino acids. Gene Ontology annotation, cellular component: mitochondrial outer membrane. The transcript is spliced from 18 exons. Gene Ontology annotation, molecular function: GTPase activity; GTP binding. Gene Ontology annotation, biological process: mitochondrion localization; mitochondrial fusion. The record is from RefSeq and is a predicted model, not a curated record.